UACAGAUGCAGAAGUUUUCAGAACACAAAGCGCGGGGAGGUUUGUCGCAUCCCGGGUUGCACAGUAACGCCAUCUGUUGGCGCGCAGCCCACUCCGAUACGCAUGCCACACGUUCAACCGGAAACAUUUCGAUUGUUCAUCCAAUACGUUUAUACUGGAAAGCUUCUUUUACAAGACUCGGGUGUGUUUGAAAUGAUGACGUUAGCUGCGGAUCUCGGCGUAGAAGAUUUACGGGCAGCUUGCGAGGAUCACGUUACAUCAACACUGAGCGUGGAGAGCGCAUGUACUUUACUCGCUGCUGCUAUGGAAAUACAAGACAGACCAGGUGGUAAAAGUGCAUCAUCCUUCAUGGAACGCUGUAUUACUUUCAUUGGUGACAACGCAGCUGAGUGUGUCAAGUCUAAUGCAUUUCUAAAUCUGCCCAAAGAAGCUCUCAUCAAACUUAUAUCAUCUGAUUUUUUGUGUUUGGAAGAAGAGGAAGUAUGGCGCUGCGCCCUAGCGUGGGCGAAGCAACGGGCAGGUGUGACGCAACCCACCGCGCACUGGACUGAGGAAGAGAGAGCCAGGGUCUGCCACCACUUGGCGCCACUCAUGCAUCAUAUACGACUAUUGCUUAUUGAUAGUGCGGUGUUCGCGGAGGAGGUGGAGCCAACUGGCGCGGUCCCGAUGGAGCUGUCUCUGGAGCGCUACCGCCGCGCUGCGCUGCACAAAGCGCGCCCCGACCCCGACAAGCGCACGCAGCCCAGAUUAGCGGUCAACAUGUUUGCUGGAUCCGUGAUAUUGCAGCAAGAGAAAAGUGCGUUCCAGUCUGUCAUCAAUAGCUGGUGCGGAACUCCAAAACAAUCAUGGCGGCUGGUAUUUCGCGCGUCGACGCACGGCUUUUCUGCGCAGGCGUUCCACUCGCAUUGCGAUGGAAUAUCACCCGUAUUGUUACUGGUGCAGCUAUCCCGCGGCGAAAUAAUUGGUGGUUGGUGCGAGUCCGGCUGGUCAGCUGGCGGCGGGGGCGCGGGCGGGGGUGCGGGCGCGGGAGCGGGGGGCUACGUGUCGGCGGAGCGCGGCCUGCUGUUCGCGCUCACCGACCCACCUGCGUUGUACACGCUUACGAAGAAGGCUUUCGCGCUGUGUUAUCAUCCUGACUGCGGUCCAAUAUUCGGCGCUGGCGCAGAUCUCCUAAUCUCAAAUAACUGCAACAGCAACACGGACAGCUACAGCAACCUACACUCAUAUGGAGACUCUCUCUCGCCCGCCUCCCUCGCACCCGACUAUAGCUUUACUGUGCGCGACUAUGAAAUAUUCACGAUCAAGCAUAAUUAAUUUAUAUUUUCCGAUAUCAUGAUAUUGAGGAAUGUUAUAAAUUUUAUGUGUAUCUGUGGUACGGCUCCAAGAGUAAAUUUAUAAUUGUGCUUGCUUCUGACUUGUAUGCUUUAAUUGUAUUUUUUUUAAUAGUAUGUAGGUAUGAAAUAAAGUAUA
Zerene cesonia (dogface butterfly) is the source of this 1470-nucleotide messenger RNA. Its product is annotated as ring canal kelch protein. Gene Ontology annotation, molecular function: protein binding. The transcript is spliced from 9 exons. The record is from RefSeq and is a predicted model, not a curated record. Lineage: Eukaryota; Metazoa; Arthropoda; Insecta; Lepidoptera; Pieridae. The annotation marks the transcript as partial.